Acomys russatus (golden spiny mouse) is the source of this 2762-nucleotide messenger RNA. RefSeq names its product FYVE, RhoGEF and PH domain containing 3 (gene Fgd3). Gene Ontology annotation, biological process: filopodium assembly; cytoskeleton organization. Gene Ontology annotation, molecular function: guanyl-nucleotide exchange factor activity; metal ion binding. The transcript is spliced from 16 exons. Gene Ontology annotation, cellular component: cytoplasm. Bases 72 to 2372 code for a protein of 766 amino acids. The record is from RefSeq and is a predicted model, not a curated record. NCBI's taxonomy places the organism in Eukaryota, Metazoa, Chordata, Mammalia, Rodentia, Muridae.
UGCCCUCUUUCUCCCCAACAGGAAGCCCCUGGCCAGCCUCCUGGCAGAGACCAGUGAGUUCAUUUGUGAAGAUGGAAUUGGGUAGGAGCUCCUCGACUCCCCAAGAAGCCAUUUCUCCUCUUGGGGUACUUGGUGCUAGGCCCAGAAGCUCCCCACUGGGGAAGCUUCAAGCACUUCCCAUUGGGCCGGGUGCCCACCGAGGGGCUCAAGGCAGCCCAGUGUCAGCAGGGGACAGCUCCUCUGGGGAGCCAACUGGUGCCAUGAAGAUCCCCAACAGGGACAGUGGAAUCGACAGCCCAUCCUCCAGCAUGACCAGUGAGAACUUCCCCUGUGAAGAGGGCAGUGAGAGCUCCCCAAGCCCUGCCAUCUUGGGGCUACACCUUGAGACACCUGUGGACAUCCAGGUCCCACAGGACACCCCUCAGGAGGAGGAAGAUAGUGGCGUGGGUGAGGAUCCUGACCCUAGGAGCACCUCUUCCAGGCCUGAGGAGGAUGUUGGCUUGACUCAGUGCUCUGACCCACGGAAGCUGCUCCACAUUGCCCAGGAGCUCCUGAACACAGAGGAAGCCUAUGUGAGGCGGCUGCACCUGCUGGACCAGGUUUUCUGCACCAAGCUGACAGAAGCGGGGAUCCCUCCAGAAGUCAUCACUGGCGUCUUCUCUAACAUCUCCUCCAUCUACUGCUUCCACGGUCAGUUCCUCUUGCCUGAGCUGCAGAAGAGGAUCACAGAGGAGUGGGACACAAACCCUCGACUUGGAGACAUCCUGCAGAAACUGGCUCCAUUCCUGAAAAUGUACGGCGAGUAUGUCAAAAACUUUGACAGGGCGAUGGGACUGGUGAGCACCUGGACCCAGCGCUCUCAGCAGUUUAACGAUGUCAUCCACAGCAUCCAGAAACAGGAGGUGUGCGGGAACUUGACACUGCAGCAUCACAUGCUGGAACCUGUACAGAGGGUCCCCCGAUACGAGCUGCUGCUCAAGGACUAUCUGAAGAGGCUCCCCAGGGAUGCCGCAGACCGGAAGGACGCUGAGAGGUCCCUGGAGCUCAUCUCCACAGCUGCUGACCACUCCAAUGCUGCCAUUAGGAAGAUGGAGAAAAUGCACAAGCUCUUAGAGGUGUAUGAGCAGCUAGGUGGAGAAGAGGACAUCGUCAACCCAGCCAAUGAGCUGAUCAAGGAGGGCAACAUCCAGAAAUUGUCAGCCAAGAAUGGCACCACUCAGGACAGACACCUCUUCUUGUUCAACAAUGUGAUGCUCUACUGUGUACCCAAACUAAGGCUCAUGGGCCAGAAGUUCAGUGUACGGGAGAAAAUGGACAUCUCUGAUAUCCAGGUGCAAGAUAUUGUGAAACCAAACGCAGCACGCACAUUCAUCAUAACAGGAAGAAAAAGGUCCCUGGAGCUUCAGACUCGGACGGAAAAAGAGAAGAAAGAAUGGAUCCAGGUUAUUCAGGCCACUGUGGAGAAACACAAACAGAAGAGUGAGACCUUCAAGGCCUUCAGCGGUGCCUGUAGCCAGGAUGAGGAGCCCAGCCUGUCUCCAGACCAGACUGUCAUGAGUGCCAGCUCUGUGGAACCUGCAGGGGUAGCUGACAGCAAUGGGGUGAGUGACCUACACCCAGGAAUUAGCAGGAGUGGGAGGUGCUGGGGAGGGGGUCAGACCAAGGCAACCUGGAGGGUGAGGAUGCAGGAGUCAGCUUGCCCUCCCGGGGCCUGGAUGGAGCCCAGAAAGUUGUCCUCUAAAACAAGACGCGACAAAGAGAAACCUGGAUGUAAGAGCUGUGGUGAGACCUUCAACUCCAUCACCAAGAGGAGGUAUCGCUGCAAGCUGUGUGGAGUGGUCAUCUGUAGGAAGUGCUCAGAGUUCAAGGCGGAGAACAGUAAGCAGAGCCGUGUGUGCCGAGAGUGCUUCCUGGAAGAGCCAUUGGUCCCUGCAAGCCCUAGCUCUGAGACUCCCACUGAGCUCAAACAGAAUGCAGAGAAACCUCCCUCUGUAAAUCCUCGGCCCAGCCUGCUCUGUGGCACUCUGCAUCUGUCGGACGAUGGGACAGCCUGGAAUGAGGUAUGGGCAGCCAUCCCUGAGUCUGAUCCGUACGUGCUAGACCUGCUGGCAGGCAGCCAGGCUGGCCGACUGUUGCAUACCAUCCCUCUCUCUGGCUGUAAUGUAACGGUGCCUGACCGUGAGGAGGGGCAGGAGGCAGGGUACAUGUGGAAGCUGCAUCAGGGUCCACAGACCUGGUGGCUGAGUGCCCCUUCAAUGAAGCUGCAGCAGUGUUGGCUAGAAGCGCUGAGUACGGCUGCCUGUGGGGAUACAAGUGGGGACAGACCAGUUUCCUCACAGCCUCAGGCCCCAGCAAGCACCGACACUCCCUGAGCAGAACCUCCUACUGUCCUUCCCACUAUUGUAUUUGGCCUGGGUUCUUUUAUGGGUGACCUUAGAAGUCAUGAGGGAAUGAAGGACUCCUGUGACCACUGAGGAUGGACCGAUGGCCCAGAGAACAGUAGCUAUGGGUCCAAGAUCACGCAGCAAGUCUUAGACAAGAGUUGAGCUUUGGGCUCCAGCCCCAGCAUUGGGAUCAGAGCAGGGGAGAAUGGCCACUGAAAAGCAAAUGUCAUCUGAGCAGGUUGAGUGAUGGUACCAGCUCUCAAAGGUACAAGGAGGCCAGGUGGGUGAUCAUAUGCAAACUGGUGUGAUCUCACUCUUGGGAAGGCAGAGAUGUCUGUGGCCUGACCUGUCCUUUGUCCAUCUAUCCACUGUGUGACU